ACCAAGGCCCGUCGAAGAAACGUCGCGGCAAAGCGCCACGGUCCCGGACGCAUCUUGCAUGCGGUGAGGGAUCGCCGUUGGAAGACGGACAAAAUGGCGGCCCGCGACGUGUGCCGAAACGUGCUGCUGGCGCUGCUGACCAUGGCUUCUACAGGCUCGGCCAGCGAGUACUAUGCCCGCUGGGACCACCUAGACAGUAGGCCUCUACCUCAAUGGUAUGACCAGGCCAAGGUCGGUGUGCUCCUCUACUGGGGUGUGUUCUCGGUGCCGAGCUUCGGGUCCGAGUGGCUCUGGUACCACUGGAAAGGUCGCCAGAACAGCCUCUUCUCGGACUUCAUGCGCGCCAACUACCGGCCCAACGUCACCUACCAGGAGUUUGCCUCGGGCUUCACCUGCGAGCUUUACAACGCAGAGAGAUGGGUGGACCUCUUACUCAAGUCCGGCGUGAGGUACGCCGUGUUCACGGCAAAGCACUUCGAGGGCUACACUCUCUGGCCUUCGAAGCGUUCGUGGAACUGGAACUCCGUCGACAUCGGGCCGAAGCGGGAUCUUUUAGGCGAGUUCGCCAAAGUGCUGAAGACGACCACGAACAUCCGCCUGGGCGUCUACUACUCGCUGUACGAGUGGUUCAACCCUCUUUUUCUUGAUGACAGAGAAAACAACUUCAAGACUAAUGAGUUCAUCCAGUUCAAGAUCCUGCCGGAACUGUAUGAUCUUGUGAGGAAGUACGAGCCGGAAGUCAUCUGGGCAGACGGUGAUUGGGAAGCGCCGGACGUGUACUGGGAAAGCCCAAAGUUCCUGGCUUGGCUCUACACGAACAGCUCCGUUCGAGAGACAGUAGUCACCAACGACCGCUGGGGCAAAGGACUUUGGUGCAAACAUGGCGACUUCAGGAACUGCAAAGACGGUCACAACCCGAAGACGCUACAGAAGUACAAGUUCGAGAACGUGAUGACCCUGGACAAACCGUCGUGGGGCUACAGGCGCAACGCGCAGCUCAAGGACUACGUCACCGACCACGAACUCGUGACCACACUUGUGGAAACCAUCAGCUGCGGCGGCAACUUGCUCAUCACGCUGGGCCCCACGCACGACGGGCGCAUCCCGAUGGUCUUUGAGGAGCGGCUCACCGCCUUGGGCGCGUGGCUCGCGCUGCACGGCGAAGCGGUCUACGCGAGCAAGCCUUGGGCUGCGCAGAACGACUCCGUCUCCGCCGACGUGUGGUACACGACCUCGGAUUUCCCGCCGCCGGCUCCGUUGCCACCCGCAGAGCCGCCCGCCUCCGUGGUAGAGCAGCACGACAGCUUCUUUCGUCCCAAGACGGGGCCGCCGCCGACGAUGCCAGUGCCCGACAAAGGUCCUGUGGUGUACGCAUUCCUAGUCCAGUGGCCCACCAGCGGCUUUCUGCGGCUCGGCUCGCUGGCCGUCAACGAGAACACACACGUGCAGCUCAUUGGCCAUGCCCCUCGUCUCACCUGGAAACCCAUUGGUCGCCUGGUCCUGAUCGACCUGCCCCCGCCCCCGGUUAACAUCGCGACCCACGUCGGUGUCUGGGUGCUCAGGAUAACAAACGUGGAGCCCUCACCGCCACCAGGCGCCUUCUAAGACGAUGCUGCUUAACGCCUCACCUUUGUUUGCAUGUCGCCAGCGU
Messenger RNA from Dermacentor silvarum, 1651 nucleotides. RefSeq names its product alpha-L-fucosidase. The record is from RefSeq and is a predicted model, not a curated record. NCBI's taxonomy places the organism in Eukaryota, Metazoa, Arthropoda, Arachnida, Ixodida, Ixodidae. Gene Ontology annotation, biological process: glycoside catabolic process; fucose metabolic process. Gene Ontology annotation, cellular component: lysosome. The transcript has 9 exons. Gene Ontology annotation, molecular function: alpha-L-fucosidase activity. The coding region runs from base 94 to 1605 and encodes 503 amino acids.